This is a messenger RNA of Grosmannia clavigera kw1407, 591 nucleotides long. RefSeq lists its product as uncharacterized. Gene Ontology annotation, biological process: transcription initiation at RNA polymerase II promoter. The record is from RefSeq and is a predicted model, not a curated record. The coding region runs from base 1 to 591 and encodes 196 amino acids. The transcript has 2 exons. Gene Ontology annotation, cellular component: SAGA complex; nucleus; transcription factor TFIID complex. NCBI's taxonomy places the organism in Eukaryota, Fungi, Ascomycota, Sordariomycetes, Ophiostomatales, Ophiostomataceae. Gene Ontology annotation, molecular function: RNA polymerase II general transcription initiation factor activity; promoter-specific chromatin binding.
AUGUCCACAAACGGAGCACCUGAGCGAAGCGACGAACCGGAGAGGCAGGUGAAUGGCGCACGGCCAGAGUCCGCGACAAUGCCCAGCGCAGCAGCAGCGGCAGCCGAGGCUCGGCUGAAUGCCACAGCAAAGGACAUUUCGCUUAAGGAUUUUCUGAACAAGAUGGACGACUAUGCGCCAAUCAUCCCCGAUGCGGUGACAAACUAUUACAUGACCAAGGCUGGCCUGCCGCCUCCGCCGCAGACGGAUCCACGACUGGCACGGCUGCUGGCGCUGGCGACGCAAAAAUUCGUGGCAGACGUGGCAGCCGACGCAUACCAGUACAGCCGGGUGCGAGCCAGCAACACGAGCGUGAACAACCCGAUGGGCAACCUGGGGGCGGCAGCUGGGUUUCCCGUGCCGGGGCAGCCCAACACGCAGCCGGGUGGCAAGGACCAGGGGCGCGGCGGAGCGCUGGGCAUCCAGCGGCCUGGCUACGGCGGCGGCGGCCAGGGUAGCAACCAGAACCGCACGGUGCUGACGAUGGAAGACCUGGGCAUGGCCGUGGGCGAAUACGGAGUCAACGUGAAGCGCGGCGAGUUCUACAGGUGA